Nycticebus coucang (slow loris) is the source of this 2490-nucleotide messenger RNA. RefSeq names its product NKD inhibitor of WNT signaling pathway 2 (gene NKD2). The coding region runs from base 268 to 1713 and encodes 481 amino acids. NCBI's taxonomy places the organism in Eukaryota, Metazoa, Chordata, Mammalia, Primates, Lorisidae. Gene Ontology annotation, cellular component: cytoplasm. Gene Ontology annotation, biological process: negative regulation of Wnt signaling pathway. Gene Ontology annotation, molecular function: calcium ion binding. The record is from RefSeq and is a predicted model, not a curated record. The transcript is spliced from 9 exons.
CAGAGUGAGCUCGGCUGCCACUACUGUUGCUGCUGUAGCCACGCAGGGGCUGAGCUGCGACCGCGCCCCUGUCCGAGCCCCGAGCCCCGAGCCUCGGCGCCCGAAUCCGGUGCCCCGACCCCAGCCAGGCGCAGAGGCUGCGGCGCCGCGGUCCUCGCAGUCCCCGCGGACGCCUGGCCCCGGCUCCGGACCGCAGACCCGCACCUGAGCGCGGUGCGCGGAGCGGCCCGGCGGGUCGGGACCCGGACGGCUGCUGGCGGCGGCGGGAUGGGGAAAUUCCAGUCCAAGCAUUGUGAAGUGCAGGCCGGCCAGGCGGGUGGGCGGGGCGCGGGCCAGUCACUGUCCCUCCCUUUGCCCCCGCGUCCUCCGGCCGCCGCCGCCUGCAGGCAGAGAGAGAGUCCGGAAGGGGACAGCUCUGUGGUGUUCGGGUACGCGAGCGGCCGCAAGGGCGCGGAGGAGGCGGAGCGGCGGGCUGAAGGCGGCGUGGAGCACCGCGCGCGGGAUAAGCAGGAGCUGCCCAGCGGGAACCCCAAGGACGGGUCUGUCCGGGAGAACCAGUGUCCUCUGGAGGUGGCACUGCCCCCGGAGAAGGCUGAGGGCCACGAGGGCCCAGGACAGCUUUUCAGCACAGAGGAUGGAGAGAGGGUGACGCCCUGUGAGGGCCUGCGAGGGCCCGGCAGAAAGCGCCUGCACAUCGAUGCCCUCCAGUGUGACGUCUCGGUGGAGGACGAUGACCACCAAGAGUGGACAUUCACACUCUAUGACUUUGACAACAGUGGGAAAGUCACCAGGGAGGACAUGUCCAGCCUGAUGCACACCAUCUAUGAGGUAGUCGAUGCCUCCAUCAAUCACUCCUCAGGCAGCAGCAAGACUCUCCGAGUGAAGCUGACGGUCAGCCCUGAGCCCUCUGGCAGGAGGAAAGAGGGGCUUCCCUCCAGCCAGGACCGGGAGCCCCCUCGCUGCAGAAUGGAGGGUGAGCUCGCCGAGGACCCACGGGCAGCUGACAGGAGGCUGUUUGCCCACAUCAGGAGGCCCAAUGCUGACCCACAGUCCUGCUCUGCACGGGGGCCCUACUGUGUGGACGAGAGCACAGAGCGCAGAAACCACUACCUAGACCUGGCCGGUAUCGAGAACUACACGUCUAAAUUUGGUCCUGGGUCCCCUCCGGUGCCGGCCAGGCAGGAGCACCACGGCAGGGCCUCACACCUACAGAACAGGUCGCGUUCCCAGGAGUCGGAUGCACACCUGCUGCAGCACCGCAGGUCCCAGGUGUUGGCCGAUCAUGCCACGUUGGCCACAGAGCCUGCUGCCCGAGUCCUAGACAUGCAGUCCCGGCUGAAGGUGCAGGACAAGCCGCUCCUCAAGUCACCCAAGGGCAUGGGGAAGCUGCCUGGAAUGUUGGGCAACAGCAAGCCCGGGAGAGUCUUCAGCUACUACCUGCUGGCCCAGGCCCCCCCAGAUGGUCAUCCCCCUCCACAGGCCCCACUGCCGGCCUAUGGCCACAAGCGAUACCGGCAGAAGGGCAGGGAGGGCCACUCGCCACUCAAGGCCACGCAUGGCCAGCCUGCCUCUGUGGAACAUGAGGCGGUACGGGACCUGCCACCCAUGGUGACAGGUGAGGGCUACCCGGUGCCCAUGAUCCAGAGGCACGAGCACCACCACCACCACGAGCACCACCAUCACCACCACCACCACCAUCUGCACCCCGCCUAGCCCCACUACGCGCCCUCAGACCCCAGGUGCAGGUGGGGAGGUAGCACCUCGAGGAACACGGGAAAAAGGGCCCUGUUUCCUCCGUAAUGCCGCUGGCGCUCCUGUUUAAAGCUGUUCUGUGUAGCCCAUAAAACCCACACAGGUGCAUAGAAAGCGCUCCUGUGUCUGCCUCCAUGUAUGAUUCUAAACAAGGCCCCAGAACACUGAAGGAGCUUCUGCUCAGACACUGCCACCUCUGGGUGCUCCUGGCACAGGGAGGCAAGGCCAAGAUUGAGUGCAAAAGUUGGAGCCUCUCAUGUAAUUUGCUCCUCAUAAGGUCAGGGAGGGUCCUGGGAGCACCUGUUCCUUGGCAGGGUCCUCGAUUCCCUGAGCUGUGCUGAGCAGAAUUCACAAAGGGAGCCGGGCUGUGUGGGAACUAUCUAGAAAUGCUGGAGGUGCCGCCAAGGCGGUACGCACAGGCAGAAGGACAGAAUAGGGGUUGGAAGUGGUGGAGAUGCCAGACGCAGGGGAUCCUCACCUGGCUCAUGGAGCAGAGCAUGGGCAGCCUCCGCAACACGGCCCCUCUGGGGAGGACUUCAGGCUCCAGGGCACAGCGAUAGCUGUGGAGGCUAUGCAGCCUCAAGGCCCUGUCACCUGAGACUGGUGCCUGAAGCUUUCUGGCCACCACAGGUGACUUUGUGCUCCCUCUUGGCACCAUUUUUAGGGAUAAAGCAAAUUUACAGUCAGUUGGUAAUAGAGGUUUUUUUCCAGGCAUAAUAAAAAUUUUUGUGUUUUGUA